AGUCUUUCAUCAUUGAGGAUAGAUAGGGCUGGUUGCCUGCAUGUCCACCGCCCCAAGAAUGAGCGCGGGAGAUCUCGUGCUUUCGAGCGCGUGGUGGUGGUGGUGCACCUACAAAAGUGUGCGUACAUUUGCAAGCAAGGACUCGAUGCGCGCCGACGAGGGCCACUUUACUGCAGCCGCGAUUGCGAUUGAGCCCGUUUUUUUUGUUGAAAUAAGCCGGGCCGGACCGUAAGUUUCUGCCCAUUGUGCCACAAGAAAGGGGGGCUUGCGAGUUAUUUGUUCGAGAUGCCCGAGUGGGGAU
Ceraceosorus guamensis is the source of this 301-nucleotide messenger RNA. RefSeq lists its product as hypothetical. The record is from RefSeq and is a predicted model, not a curated record. NCBI's taxonomy places the organism in Eukaryota, Fungi, Basidiomycota, Exobasidiomycetes, Ceraceosorales, Ceraceosoraceae. The coding region runs from base 41 to 232 and encodes 63 amino acids. The transcript has a single exon.